Molecule: messenger RNA, 1972 nt
Organism: Melampsora larici-populina 98AG31
Lineage: Eukaryota; Fungi; Basidiomycota; Pucciniomycetes; Pucciniales; Melampsoraceae
Exons: 4
Coding region: 225-1631 (468 amino acids)
Source: RefSeq, a predicted model, not a curated record
GUAAAUCUCAAAAAACCAUUCAGAAUCAUCAGGAAUCAAAAUCAACAUCAGAAGACAUCCAAUCAACCAAUGACAACCAGACUGAUAGUCUUACCAACUUGUCCAAUCUGUCAAGAUGAAAACAUAAAUGAUUCAUAUCUCUUCACACUCUGUGGUCAUUCAUUUCAUUCAAGUUGUAUAAGAAAAUGGGAUCAAACUCAACGUCAUCAAAAACGAAUCACUAAAUGUCCUUGUUAAUCUCAACUACAACUACAAAUUCAAAUCACGCUUCAUUAGGUUCUAGAUUUGUUUUAAUUCAUUCUUUAUCUGAAAAAAUCAUACAUGAUGAUGAUCAUCAAAAUAAAAGUUCUUCACCUAUUCUAUCAAACCAACCUUUAACUCAAUCGGCUCAAGAUGACCGUCAAAAACUUUUACAAGAAAUUCAUCAAUCUAAACAUAAACUAGUCAAACAAGAAACCGAAAUCGCUUCAUUAAACCAAUCAAACCAAUCGAUCAAAACUCAAAACCAUGAACUUUUAAAUCAAAUCAAAUCAUUAAAAGUCGAUUUAAGUUUAAUUAAGAAUCGAGAAAAACUUGGAAUAAAUCAACUUUCAAAAGAAUUGGCUUUAGAGAAAUCUUCAAGGAAAGAAGCUCUUAGGGUUUUGAGAAAUGAAUUCAUGGAACUUCAAGAUGCUUAUAAUCAAAAGAAAUCUAGUUUGAUUAGAUUAAGUUCUGAACGUGAUGAGAUUCAAAGUAAAUAUAAUAAACAAACUAGAGAAUUAGAAGAUACCAUAGAUAAUAUGAUAAGUUUUUCAGAAGAAAACAAAAAACUUAAAUCUGAUCUUACAAAACUUUCCAACGAAUCAGAAACCAUUAGAUCAACUUGUCGUAGUCUAAAACAAAGAAGUGCAACCUUUGAAAGUAAAUAUGAAAAGUAUAAGACAGAAGUAAUAAGUCUUAGGAACCAAAUCCGUCCGAUCUCAUCCCCAUCCAAACCCAAGCUUUUUGAUGAAGCAAGUACAAGUACUUCUACUUUAUCACAUCUUCCAGCCAUCUCAACCCCAGUUACUCGAUCCUCAUCAAGCCAUUCACACUCAAACCACCGAAACCCAUCUAACCAAAUCUCACCAAGUUCUCUAGCCCAAGACCUCACCACAUCUUCCGUCCAAGACCCUAACCGAUCUCUCAGAAAGAAACCCAGCAUGACCCCAUCCCGACUACACAACCCGAUCACCCCUCCAACCAAUCGAGCUAACCAACCCACCGAAUCCCAAACCUCAAUCCCAUCAACUUCACAAAAACCCAACCGUUUAUCAAACUCUUCAUCUGUUUCUUUAAACCAUUCUUCGCUACAAAAACGUUCGAUUUCUCAAAUCGAUAGAUCUUCCUCAAUAGAAAUCCUAAACCCAUCAAAAAAACCUAACCUUUUCUUAGAUGCUCAAGAAGAUUUACAUUUACCUAGUUUGUUUGGUACCACUAAUACUACCUCUCAUUCGAAACGAAAACUUUUGGCUGUGGGCUCUAGUAAUGGUGGUGGUGUUGGUAAGGAUAAGAUUCAGGGUAGGAAAUCGUCCGAUGGAUCCGUCAUCAGUAUGGGUUUGGGAACUAGGAAUGGAGUCUUGUGUCUUGGACCUAAAGUUAAGAAUAGGUAAUAUGAGAUGUUUGAUUGGUUUAGUGAAGUGUAGGAUUAGGGUUAGUAAACAGUUUGGUGGAAUGAAAAAGUUUGGGUUACUUUCUCUUGGAGUUUGUUGAACAAAUCUGUUCAUUCAUUAAGUUGUGGUUUUAUUUAUCUGUUUUUUUCUUUUGACUUUUCUUUUGUAAAUAAAUAAAUUCGGGUGGACUUUUUUUUUUCUGUGUGUUUGGUUUUGUGGUUUUGUAAAAUUAUAUAGGUUUUGGAUGGAUGGAGAUCUUUUUUUUUGGUGUUUGGUUUGGUUUGGAAAGUAUAGAAUUUAUCUAGAUAUAAAUAAAUGGAUAAAUAGGCAAAAAAAGCAUU